AUGAUUAAAAUAAUUUUACUUAUUUGCCUUAAUAUAUUUAUUUCUAAUGUUUAUAAUAGAAAGAUUUAUAAUAUUAUAUAUAAAAAGAACAACAAAAAUAAUUUAGUAUUUAUAAAUGUUUUAAAAUGCAAACAAAAAUAUCAUCUUAAUGCUAAGAAAUUUAUUAAUUUUAAGGAAAUACAGCUUCAGAGAAUAAAAGAAUAUAGAAAAAGAAGUGGACCUGAGAAAAAUAAUAUUAAUUAUAAUUUAAAAGAUAAAUAUAAUUAUCAUGAAAAUUUUCUUUUUGUGAGAAAUGAAGUAUUGCCAACACUAGCUAAAAUAGAAAAUGAAAAAUUAAAAGAAAAAGAAAAAUACAAAUUAUUAUUUAGAGAUAUUAAUGAUUAUAAUAUUCUUUUUACCAGACAAACAUUUUUACAAUUUUUAAUUGAUUUGUAUAACAUUUUUUUAAAAAUUGAUGAAGCUUUUAUAAUUCAUAAAAAGGAUUUUUCAUCCCUUGUAUAUAUGGGACCUAUGCAAUUAACUAAUUAUCUUUACAAUGAUAUUAUUUAUAUAUCCUCUUUAGUUGAUAAUUCAGGUGAUAUAACAGUUAGCCAAUAUGGUAUAGAAUAUAUUUAUCAUCUUGAAGAAUUAUGUGAAAGAAACAAAUUAAAAUUUUUGGCUCAUUCGUAUGUAUUUUAUAAGAACUUUCAUUUAUCAAAAGAACAUUUAUUAAACAGUAUUUGUAAAUAUCUGAAUAUAUUCAAAAAACUAAAAUCAUCAACAUAUGUUUCUGAUGUUUCUAACUUCGAAUAUUGUCUGAACAAAGUGAGUAGAAAAUGGAGUAGAUGGGAAAAAGACAAUUUUUUAUCUGGACUUUAUGAUGCAACUGACAAAAUGAUGAUAUUAACAAAACAUUUUCAACAAAUAAAAAAAUAA
This is a messenger RNA of Plasmodium relictum, 915 nucleotides long. RefSeq names its product heme oxygenase, putative (gene HO). The record is from RefSeq and is a predicted model, not a curated record. Lineage: Eukaryota; Apicomplexa; Aconoidasida; Haemosporida; Plasmodiidae. Bases 1 to 915 code for a protein of 304 amino acids. The transcript has 6 exons.